Molecule: messenger RNA, 733 nt
Organism: Xylaria bambusicola
Lineage: Eukaryota; Fungi; Ascomycota; Sordariomycetes; Xylariales; Xylariaceae
Exons: 2
Coding region: 1-483 (160 amino acids)
Biological process (GO): secondary metabolite biosynthetic process
Molecular function (GO): FAD binding
Source: RefSeq, a predicted model, not a curated record
AUGGAGAAAGCCAAGGAGGUGUUAGGAGAGGGCCUGUUCGGAGUAGACCGCCAAUGCGGAUGGGUUGGUGAUGGUGGAUUCCUGAUGCACGACGUCCUAGAGAACAGAACAAUGGUGCGAUGCGUCAUAUCCGCUAUCGAGCAUUCACCGACGCAUGAUCGAAAAGGUCCCCUGAACAGGGAGAUACUAAUACAGACAUUCCGCAACUGGCUUGACGGCGCCAUUGCCAAGGGCAUGAUUGAACUUGCACUCGAACAAGAUGAUCUAUAUAGAUACUCCCAGUGGGAGCACAAAGAGACACCUCGCUACUGGAAGGGCACGGUAUGUUUAAUGGGCGAUGCGACUCACGCUAUGACUCCGUGGCAAGGUUUCGGCGUUGCGAUGGCGUUUGAAGAUGCCAUGAUCAUGCAGGAAAUCUUUGGCGAUGUACACUUACCGGCGCAGAUUGAGGCGGCCGCGAUGCCAGAGGAUCAUCGGCUCUAGUCGGGAGACCGGGAUGAUUCUAUGUAGGCAAAUCGAAGAUGCUAGCCUGCACCCGGAGAAAUUAGGGCUGGUACUAUCUACAAAGCGGAAUUUCAUCGCAGGAUAAGAACGACGCAGUGAUUAAGCUACCUAUACAGGCGUAUGUAGAAGCUUUAGAAGCGUAACAUUGAGGCACUCUUGCUUCAAGAUGGAAUUAAACCCUGUAAGUAUACGAAGCAAACGCGCGUUGGAAUGUUCAUCCAGACUUUAU